AUGAAGAUCUUUAUACUUCUGGCAGUGCUAGCUCUGAGCUUUGCCGCCGCCAAGGCUGGCACAAGUCGUCCUCAGUUGUUGCGAUUGCAUCAGGUAACGCGAGCGGAAUACAAUGAAUUGCUCCGUCUAACUCAGGGUGAGAAGGAAGUCCCUGAGGCCCGCCUUCUAAGCAGCCCGAUUGCUGGCAUCAAGGGUCUGGCAGCUGGUGUUAAGAGUGGUUUUGCCGCUGGCAGUUUCAUCCCAUCGUUAUUCAGCUCAACCGAGCCACCAAAGAAAGUGGUCAACAAGAAGGGUUACCCCCUGUGCGUUAUCUCUGCCACCAAUGUGGAUGUCAAUGAGGAUGAUGACGAUGAAAACGAUGGCAAAGACGCCGGUAAAUCUUUAACCUUUACCUAUGAGCCAAACAGUGAUUCCAGCAGUGGAAGUGGAAGUGGCAGUGGAAGCGGAAGCGGAAGUGGACAUGGUAGUGGACAUGGUAGUGGGCACGGCAGUGGAAGUGGUCAUGGCAGUGGAAGUGGUCAUGGCAGUGGAAGUGGUCAUGGCAGUGGAAGUGGUCAUGGCAGUGGAAGCGGCAGUGGCAGUGGUAGUAGUAUUGAUGUCGAUGAUACCACAACUGUGAAUUGCAUUUUGGUGACAACGGAUCCUAAUAGCAGCACAGGAAGCGGAUCCGGGAGCAGCUCUGGAAGCGGCAGCAGCUCUGGAAGCGGUAGCAGCUCGGGAAGCGGCAGCAGCUCUGGAAGCGGUAGCAGCUCGGGAAGCGGCAGCAGCUCUGGAAGCGGUAGUGGAACAAAACCUAACCAUGGAAAUAAGCCCCCUCCAUAUGGACCUCCACCAUUUGGUUACCCUCCAUAUGCACCAUAUCCAUUCCCACCAUAUGGUUAUCCUGGUGGUUAUCCUCCAUUUCCAUUUGCUUUCCCGCCCCCAUAUGGCUACCCACCUCCACCAAAGCAACGUUAUCUCGACUAUGAAGAAGAACGUUCUUUAGAGGAUGCUAGCGAUGCCAUCGAUGCCUACAAUAGCUAUUACUAUCAGCAAACUCCAGUUACAACUCACCGAAAACGCUCCCGUGCCCACAAGCAGGUAGUACCGAACUCGGGUUACCAACCAGCCAGCUAUCCCAAGCAGGAAUAUGCUUCCAACUAUCCGAAAGUAGUGCGUAACUAUGGCUUAACCGAUCCUGCUCCUGUCUAUGUUAAGUCGCCGCAAUACGAGCAGUAA
Molecule: messenger RNA, 1218 nt
Organism: Drosophila willistoni
Lineage: Eukaryota; Metazoa; Arthropoda; Insecta; Diptera; Drosophilidae
Product: keratin, type II cytoskeletal 2 epidermal
Exons: 2
Coding region: 1-1218 (405 amino acids)
Source: RefSeq, a predicted model, not a curated record